AUACUACUUUCAUUCGGACCAUCAUUAUACCCUCUAUGUACUGUACCAUUCUCAACUGAAAUUUGUUUCCUCACGUUUGUGAGUCGAGUCCGAAGCUAAGGGGUCAUUAUUACAUCGACGACGCCCAUGCCGGUUUCAUUCAUCAGCAUGUACACCGCACCCAUCUACCUCCACCAUCUUCCCUGAGAGUUCCUAUUCGAUUCCCAUUGGCACGUUCGCAUUUCGCUGAUGGUCCAAUCAAAAAGAGUGCCUUCGCAGUUGUAUGCCGACUAACCGUCGAAUGCUCAUCAAGCACCGUAACCGCUGGAUAUAAGCAGUCCCGGUCCAUCUCCAUAGCACAUUUUCCUCCACCCACUUCCAACCCGUCGUCUGGGAAACACAUACAAAUACGAGGACUUCCUGCUCUUCUCUAUCUCUAGACCAUCUCUAGAUCAACAUUCUUUGCCUCCGUUGCCCUAGCCAGCACUUCGGAAUCUCAUAAUGCAGGGCAUGUUCUCUCCAGAUACAGAUACUUUCUCAACGCCACCGACCACGCCUACUCUUCCAAACACUGAGAUACGACCUUCAUUAUCUAGACGUACAAGUAGACCAUCCAGCCUUCAUAUUCAACAUUCUGCUGUCUCCGACGUUGUUCUCGAUCAUCAAUCAUCGCCCGAUCCCUUUGGUCACUCCGCACAAGGCAAGAAUAGUACGCCUCUAACCGCUACGCUCGAGUCCUACCAGAAUAGUUUACAGCACAUGAACGGGACAUCUUCAAAUGGAUACCAUGCAAAUGGGGAGAGCUCGUCGACCCCGUCUUCAGGUAGUCCGGCAUCGCACGGACCUAGUCAACAAGUGACGUCGCCCGAGGGGCAACAACAACUGCGAUCACCUCGUCCACCGUCCGCCAUGACCUCUCCAUGCUUCGUUCAUUCACAGCUUCAGGGAGCUUCAUUCAGCGACUGGCUUAAAGCUAAACAAGCCAAGCAGAUACAUGAUGCCAGAAUUACUAUCGGGAGAAACCUUUCAGGUGCUCAUCCCGACGGGACUGUCUCUGAUUAUUACGAGGAGGGGGAUUUUCAUGUCCAAUUAGAUGACGAGACCUCUGCAGGAAGUUUAACGAAGCAAUUAGCAGAGACUGCUGUUGGCGUGCGGGAGAUGAGCAAGCAGCUCGGUGAGUUACUAUGUUGCCUACCGUUACUCUCGAUUGCUAACGCAUAUACAGGACGAACUCGCGUGCAUUCUGUCAUCCAAUCCAUCCUAAUUGUUACGAAAGCAAGAGACAACAGGCUUAUUAAGCUCACUCGAGAACUUGCGCUAUAUCUUAUGCUGAGACGUCUAAAUGGAGGUCGGGGUAUGAUUGUAUAUGUCGAUAACCAGCUGAAAACGUCUCGCCGAUUUGAUGCCGCUGGUAUUGAGAGAGACCAUCCCGAGCUCUUCGCCCCAUUCCCUAGGAGGAGAGACUCUGGUUCAUCUGUGUCGUCAACGAGUACACUUGGGGACCCUCCACCUGUUGCUGAAGGUCAACUGCGAUAUUGGACAGCUGAUAUGUGCAGUAGGACUCCACAUCUUUUCGAUUUUGUCGUAACGUUGGGCGGAGAUGGCACGGUUCUAUUCACAUCAUGGCUCUUCCAACGCAUCGUACCUCCCGUCCUCCCUUUCGCCCUUGGCUCCCUAGGUUUCCUUACCAAUUUCGACUUCUCUGACCACCAGGCUGUCAUGGACAAUGUUAUUAACAAUGGGAUCCGUGUCAACCUUCGCAUGCGAUUUACAUGUACAGUAUACCGCUCUGUCGCUCCUGACAAGUGCGCAAAGAGACGUGCAGUAAAGAAAGCCGAUACUGGGGAGAUUCUGAUGAAGAACUUGGAGAAGAGUGGUUGGGAAGCUUUGGAGAACGGGUAUUAUCCGGUGAAGGAGGGCAAGUUCUCCUCGAAAGACAAGGAGAUUACGUGUUACACGACAAGACCGGUUGAGAGCUUCGAGGUCCUCAAUGAUCUGGUGAUCGACCGUGGUCCUAGUCCAUAUGUCAGCUUACUGGAGUUGUUCGCUGAUGAACACCAUUUGACGACCGUCCAGGCCGAUGGUCUUACUGUCGCCACACCCACCGGCUCGACGGCAUAUUCGCUAUCUGCUGGUGGUUCUCUUGUCCAUCCGGAGAUCCCUGCCAUUCUGAUUACUCCGAUAUGCCCACAUACACUCUCGUUCCGACCUGUGCUUCUACCCGACAGUAUGGAACUGCGUGUAUGCGUUCCGUUCAACUCUCGAAGUACAGCUUGGGCGUCCUUCGAUGGUCGUGGCCGCGUUGAGCUCAGACAGGGCGACCAUAUCAAGGUUACUGCGUCCAAAUAUCCCUUCCCUACUGUUUGCGCCGAUAGCCAGUCCACAGAUUGGUUCCAUGCCAUUUCACGUACUCUCAAAUGGAAUGAACGUGAACGGCAGAAGUCCUUUGUCGUUGUGGAGGAGGGGCCUGAAAAGCCAAAGGCGAAGAAGAAGCAGAAAGCCAGGGUCUCCGUCUCCGUCGAGGAGCAUGUUCGGGCCGAACACAAAUUGCAGGAAACCAACGAAGAAGAGGACGAGGUCUCUGACGAGGAAUUAUCUGAAGAAGAGGAAGAGGAAGAGACCUUUGACAUCGACGACCUCUCUUCGAGCGAAUCGCCUAAGAGCUCCGAAGGCUCAGACGAGUCUCAAGGUGUGAAAGGUGUGAAAGUUGUACACAAACAGAGUUUCUUGGAAGAAACUAUCGGACGGGAGAAAGUGCUAGAGCAGGAAUACGGGACGCAAUAUGGCCCAGGACAAGCUGAAGCUUUGGCAAAGGCCCUCGCAAAGGAAUCAUUAGUGUCUACGAGGCUACGAGCAAAGCAACGCUCUGCGCGUUCAAGGUCGAGGACGAAGUCGGGUGAGAGUUCUGGUGUGGAGACUCCAGAUCGGUUUGCUGGACCUCAUCCACAUCCCCCACGAGUGUCUCCUCGACAUGUUCAGUUCGUUUCACCACUACAGUCCUCGCCACAGGACAUACAAACGACACCGAUGGUGCGGGAUUCCACUAUCACUCGGGAUACGGUUCUCUCUCCUAGAGACAACUUGAAGACACCUACUUUGCACGAGUCUCAUCCGGGGAGGAGGAAAGGGAGGAGUCGGGAGAGAGGGGACAAGAACGUGCCGUCUGAUGUUCAACAUACGAGGAGGGCGUUUGCGGUGUGGGGUCAGGAUGAGAGUGAUAGCGCGGCGAGUGAUUGUGAUCUUUGAGUUGACAUUAUUUUUUUUUGCUUUCGUCUUCUUGGUGUAUGCUUUUCUUCAGGAUAGAAUGGAUGGGUUUUCUUAUAGUGGCAUGCAUGCAUUCAUGGUUUACGUCUUUUCAUACAUAAAACAAGCAACCUGUAGAGCAUUCAUGCACAUGAUUGUAUAAUAUAUAUUGGAUAUCUUUGGCCCU
This is a messenger RNA of Somion occarium, 3409 nucleotides long. The record is from the annotation of a GenBank genome assembly. NCBI's taxonomy places the organism in Eukaryota, Fungi, Basidiomycota, Agaricomycetes, Polyporales, Cerrenaceae.